Molecule: messenger RNA, 3978 nt
Organism: Calypte anna (Anna's hummingbird)
Lineage: Eukaryota; Metazoa; Chordata; Aves; Apodiformes; Trochilidae
Gene: RAB3IL1
Product: RAB3A interacting protein like 1
Exons: 11
Coding region: 199-1446 (415 amino acids)
Biological process (GO): exocytosis
Cellular component (GO): Golgi to plasma membrane transport vesicle
Molecular function (GO): guanyl-nucleotide exchange factor activity
Source: RefSeq, a predicted model, not a curated record
GCCGUGGCGGGGUCACGUGGUGCCGCCGCCGUUCCUCUCCCCCCUCAUCCCGCGGGCGGCGGGAGCCGCGUCCUUCAGGCGGUACCGGAGCGGCGGGAAUGGUGCGGGCAAUGGGGGCGGCAGCUCCUCCGCCUCCGCCCUGAGAGCAGCAACAGCGGCAGCGGCGGUGGGGGUGUUGUGGCAGCAGCGGGACCCAGCAUGCGGCGGGGCCAGGCCAGUUUUGAGGAAGACGGCCAGACACAACCUGUUGUGGGGCACUGGAAGACACUAAUGCCAUCCAAAGGCAGCAGGGAGGAGCCAGAACCUGGAUGCCAAGAUGCUGGAGGUGUGGAUGAGACCCAGGCCACUGAGCAGCUCAAUGUGUCACGUCUCCGGAGCUCCUCAGUGGAGAUCCGUGAAAAGGGCUCUGAAUUCCUGAAGGAAGAGCUGCAGAAAGCACAGAAGGAGCUGAAGCUGAAGGACAAAGAAUGUGAGAGGUUGUCAAAAGUCAGAGAACAACUGGAGCAGGAACUAGAGGAGUUAACAGCUAGCCUGUUUGAGGAAGCCCACAAGAUGGUGAGAGAAGCAAACACUAAGCAGGCAGCAUCAGAGAAACAGCUGAAGGAGGCACGAGGGAAGAUUGACAUGCUGCAGGCAGAGGUGACAGCUCUGAAGACUCUGGUGAUCACCUCCACACCUUCCUCUCCCAACCGGGAGCUGCACCCUCAGCUCCAGAGCCCUUCCAAAGCUGUCUUCAGGAAGGGCCAUGGGCGAAACAAGAGCACCAGCAGUGCCAUGGUCUCAGCUGCCAGCCAGAAUGUGACACCAGAACCAGUCAGUCGGGAGUGCAAAGAGUCGGGGUUACCCACUCUCCUCUCUCUGCUCCUUUGUAUCCUCCCUGGGAAGGCCAUCCACAUCACCUAUGAACCCAGCUGGCAGGCCUUGGGGGCUGAUGCUUCCUCAACCUUGCAGCAGGUCGACUCCAUUUUAUUUUCUGAGUUCCAGGCCUGGAAGGAAUCUCCCACUCUGGAUAAAUCCUGCUCCUUUCUGGACAGAAUUUAUCGAGAAGAUGUAGGACCUUGUCUGGACUUCACUAAGCAGGAGCUGUCAGAGCUGGUGCGAGUGGCUGUGGAGCAGAACACACUCACCAUUGAACCUGUGGCUUCCCAAACACUGCCUGUGGUGAAGGUGUCAGCAGAAGAGUGUGGUGGGCCAAAGAAAUGUGCUCUGAGUGGCCUCCCCAGGACCUGCAAGCACCGAAUCAUGCUGGGGGAUUCUGGGAAUUACUACUACAUCUCACCAUCCUGCAGGGCCAGGAUCACAGCAGUGUGCAACUUCUUCACAUACAUUCGCUACAUCCAGCAGGGCUUGGUGAGGCAGGAUGUGGAGCUGAUGUACUGGGAGGUCAUGCGGCUCAGGAGGGAGAUGUCUCUGGCCAAACUUGGGUUUUAUCCCAGUGAGAUGUAAGCAGAGGGUUGAACAUGGAAGGAAACUGCUCCUGUAUGAACAGCUUGUCAGAUGGAGUCUGCCAGACAGAUGAAAGCAGUGCCUCUCCUGAGGUGGGCCUUCCCCACCCUCCUUCUGCCUGCAGCUGAUCAAGCAGUGAGAAGCACAAGUUCCACCUUCAGCUGUCCCACUUCUCCAACUGUGACUGGAAUGCAGCUGCCAAGUCACCCCCUCAGAGCUGGGCUGGCCCUGGCUGCUCUGGGAUGGCCAUCUGUAGACUGUCCUCUAUGGAGUCUCCUAUAUGCAGUGUAUAUCCAUUUAAAAAAAAAACUUUUUUUUUUUUUUAUAUAUACAAUCUGCUUUGGCAUAAUCUGAGGCCAAUCCUGUGCAGGGCAGGACUCUUGGACCUUUGUAAGCAAGUCUUUCAGGACAGAUGCUGGCUGUCUGUCCAUCUCUUGGUGGAGGGUGCUGUGCCCCAGGUCCUCCUGACCACUCCCUGCAAAUGCCAGCAGCACACAAUAAUCUUAUGGAGAGCCAUGAACAGCCUGUGUCCAAGUACUUCCUUGCUCCUUUUAAAGGAAGCCUGCAAAAGAAGCUUCCUGCCAACUGAGUCACAAAGAGGGAUUUGUUUCUGUUUUUAGCUUGCAGCUUGGCACUGGGUAAUCCAGGCUAGGGGAACAGCCAGAGCAGAGCUGGAGUUGUGCACCUGGGACCUUCAGCAGAAGAAGGCAAGCAGGAAAAUUGCAUAGCUCACAGCUGGCCACAGCUUGGCUGCAGUCUGCAGGAUUUCUUCUCAUCUAGAGGAUCUGUUGCAGUUGUCACAGGCAGAUGUGGACCUUGACAGGUGGUGGGUGCCCUGUGGCAUUCCUUGGUGGAGAAGUUCCCCCGUGGUGCUCUUAGAUACAAACCUCACUCACAAACAGAUGCCUUUGGGCUGUUCCUGUUCUCAGGGUAGCUUUGGACAGUAGUUCCCACUGUUAGAGAUGGAAACCAUAGUCCCAGGUUGGGUUCUUUGUGUCACCAGAACAAGCAUGGCCAAGCUGAGAACAGUCUUGAUGCCCUGAUAUUUCCUCCCAGUAUUUCAUCAGACCGAGAGAUGGAUGUCUGCUGGGAACACUGCCUUCUCCUGGCCUCCUGUCACCAACAAGGAGAUUUGAGACAUCUUUCUGUCCAUGUGAGAGAGGUGGCUGCAGUUCCUGUUUGCCUCAGAUGAGCAUGGAAGGGUUUCACUAAUGCUGAGGAAAGCAGAAGUCUCCUCGAGUGUAACUCAGGCUGUGUCUAGAGAGCUGCUAAAGCCAUGACAGUGUUUUGUAGCCAAUUUAGCCUUUUUUUUCAGUGACUGUGGAAUCAGCUCAGCCACCAUGUAUCCUGGAGGUUUCAUCUCACAUUGGCACUUCUGCACUCUUUACUGGGAUGUCACCCUGUCCCUCUGCCAUCAGCAGCUCCCAUCUUCUCAAGUUGGUGCCCAGAACCAAAUCACCAUCCUCAGCUCCAUAAAGUUUCAUCCUCACAGUAGGAAUUCUGUGUCUUCAGUGGAAGAAACUUAACUGAGCUGUUGUAGUGUUGUCCAGGAGAGGGAGGAAUAGAUGGGGAAGACAAAAGUCUUUUUGUUUGGAAUCUAAUACAAGGACAACUUCACAGCAGAUCUCAGAACCUUCUGUGGAAGAUCCCAAUGAGCACAAAGCUUUCCUCUUGCUGACCACACUCACAAUAAGCUGCAGAGCUGCUCCUCAGGGGACACCUCUCCUUGUAGUAUUGUUUGCCAAGGUUUAGUAACUAUGUGAAACCUGAGUUGUCAUUCCCUGUGCUGGGACUACACAUUCCUGAUGAGACACAAGCUCUGAAUCCACCUCAGAAAGGGCUGACCUGCAAGUCCAAGUUGUUAACACCUCAGUUCUGCUUUUGCUUCCCUCAGCACAGUGCCCCAGCUUAUGCUGCUCACCUUAGCUGGAUGAGUGCAUACAUCUGCAACAGUUCACCCAAGGAAUAAGUUUUAAAUGUGGAGUAAAAACCUUGAAAAUACAUCCUUGGGUUAAGAGUCUGGAUGGCUCUUGAGCUAGUGAGAAACCUGCAUCUCCUUGGAGUCUGCAGACUUGUGGCAAUCUGACAACAACUUUCCCAGAGGAGAAAAUAGAAAUGUCUUUUCUCAGUUGCAGAUUUCAGCUCAGGUAAAUUCUAUCCCUGGCAGUUUCUCCUUGUGUCUAUUCCCCCUGCCCUUUUUUGAUCUCUCCCUGUCAUCCUGUGCCAUUAGCUGCUACAUUGCACAACAGAUGUGGCUGCUGCAUUGCAGCACUGGGAAUGAGAUGAUCUCUUUAUGUAGGAGAUGGUUUGGUGUGGGGGAUUUUAUUUUUUUUUCCCUCCACCCUGGUGUCAUUUUGUAAAAGCACUUUUGAGAUGAGAGGAAAUGCAGAAUGCAUUGUAGAAGGUUGUCUUGAAUUUGAAACAAAGCAGAGAGAACAAGUUGUAAAAUAAUAUGAAGUCACUCCGUUAACAGGGGGAUGGUUGCACCCUGCUCUUUAAUAAAGGAAAAUAAACAUUUGUUAUUAACCUCUU